AUGGCUGUGCUUGGCCACUUGUGGUACAUGGUGACAGUGAACGUGUCGAUGGCUGUGCUUGGCCACAUGUGGUACAUGGUGACAGUGAACGUGUCGAUGGCUGUGCUUAGCCACAUGUGGUACAUGGUUACAGUCAACGUGUCGAUGGCUGUGCUUGGCCACAUGUGGUAUAUGGUUACAGUGAACGUGUCGAUGGCUGUGCUUGGCCACAUGUGGUAUAUGGUUACAGUGAACGUGUCGAAGGCUGUGCUUGGACACAUGUGGUUCAUGGUGACACAACAACGAAGAACAUACCACACAUAUAUCAUGGAUAGUUCUGCAGAACCAGACAUAGAUAUGGCGGCUGACAACACGGAGUCACCGGAAGGAUUGAAAGACGUGAAGAGGGACCAGCAAGCUCUCCGGCCACGAGUAAUCUACUCGGUGCAAGAUAUACCACCGCUAUGGGAAAAGAUUUCGACUAGGUUUUACUGGAAAGGAUGUUUCGAAGAUGUACACACGUUUAUACAGAACUGCGACAACUGUCAAAGAAAGGUGAACCUGAAGAAAGCAAAGAAGCCACUGCGACCUAUCACAGUUCCCGCCGAGGCUUUCAAGCAAGUGGGCAUGGACCUUAUAGGUCCUCUAGAAACCUCUUAUCAGGAAGGAAUGAAAACAAGUGUAAGUGGGAACAGACUGAAUCGCUAUAGGCAGAGUAAUGACGAUGCUGCUACAGAUAACACAGAAAAGCGACCAACUGAAGGUCCAAAAGAUGACCACAGUCUAAUAAACAAAGAAACAGGAACCCAAGCAAACGAGAAAGCGUUUGAAAGACCUGCAAAAAGAAACGAUAAAUCUGACGACUGCAAUCUCCCUCCAAAAAAGAGAAGAUAUGGCAGUAAGGAACAGUGGCGUUGGUUAGAAUACAAACCGUUAGGCCUCAUUGGUGGUAAUUUAAGGGGUCGAGCAGUGUACAUUCAGAAUUCCAGCGACCAUUUUGUCCCGGUGCUAGAGGUAGAUGGCGAAGAGUUCUCAAGAAAGCCAUACAAACGAAUUCGGAACCACAUUCCAGAAAGAUACCACGCCCUUAUAAGUGAUGACAUAUUAGAUGCUGCUUUAGUGAAUUGUUACGCAGACGAAGCCUUGCUAUUAAAACUUGACAAAAGUGUAAAGACUGUAUAUGUGAAGGCUUUUACUAACACGCCUUACAAUGUAGAAGGGCUGCGUGGGUUAUCUGACGAGGUGGAUGCAAAUAUUUUCAAUAUACACUACGUAACGGCGGUGAGCGGCAUCAUUUCCACUCCUCUCAUGUUACGGGACCAUUUCUGUAUGGACGACGAUGACGUGGGUGUCAGCGAGCUCAUCGGCACAAUCCUGUUUGUUUCUGGCCUAGCAACCCUCCUCCAGAGCACCAUUGGCAUACGGUUACCAAUCGUUCAGGGAAGCACGAUAACGUUUGUAGUCCCGACCCUCGCCAUCAUGUCACAACCACAAUGGAAAUGUCCGUAUACCGAGGCAAGAAAGACAUAUGGACAGAGUGUUAACUUUACAGACAUUGGAUUGCCACCAGUUGGCAGCGAAGGUCACAGAGAGAUUUGGCAAAGCCGUGUGCGAGAAAUUCAGGGGGCUAUAAUAAUUGCUUCUAUAUUUCAAGUCGUUAUAGGAUUUUUCGGGAUUAUGACAUACGCGAUCAAGUUCAUAGGCCCAUUAUCUAUCAUUCCUAUAAUCACGUUGACGGGCAUUUCUCUGUUUCCGGUGGGGUCCAAAAUGUCCUCUGGUCAAUGGUGGAUUGCUGUUAUGACUAUGCUCCUUAUAACAAUAUUUAGUCAAUAUAUGAAGGAUUUUAAAGUUUGGACAUUCUCAUGUACUGCAGAUGGUUGUAAAAGAUCAGGACUUAACGUGUUUGGGUUAUUUCCAAUACUGUUGUCGAUGAUUAUUUCAACUAUAAUUUGCUCCAUUUUAACCGCAACAAACGUGUUACCUGACGAUAAAGAGAAAUGGGGUUAUUUAGCGCGGACUGAUACGAGUCUUGACGUGUUAAGUAAAUCUAAAUGGGUGAAUUUCCCGUACCCAGGUCAAUGGGGCACACCAACAAUAUCUACCGUCGGAGUGUUCGGUAUGUUGUCGGGUGUACUUGCCGCAAUGGUGGAAUCAGUGGGAGACUACUUUGCAUGCGCAAGAUUAUCUGGUGCUCCACCACCUCCUUUGCAUGCUGUAAACAGAGGCAUUUUCAUCGAAGGCAUAUGCUGUGUUCUAACAGGAGCAUGGGGCUCGGGAAACGGGACUACUUCUUUUAGCGAAAACAUCGGUGUAAUAGGUCUUACAAAAGUCGGAAGUCGACGUGUUGUUCAGAUUGGAGGUCUUAUGAUGCUUAUACUUGGAUGUUUUGGUAAAUUCGCCGCUCUGUUCCUAAUUAUCCCCAAACCUGUGCUAGGUGGAACAUUUAUGGUAACGUUUGCUAUGGUCACAGCUGUUGGUCUAUCAAAUAUGCAAUACAUCGAUCUUAACAGCUCUAGAAACCUUUUUGUUGUAGGAGUUCCAAUUUUCUUUGGCUUAAGCCUUUCACAAUGGAUCGCACAAAACGAUAGCAUCAAAACAGGAAAUACUACCGUUGACCAACUAUUUACCGUACUGCUCAGUACCGGUAUGUUUGUUGGUGGCAUAUUAGGAUUCAUUUUGGAUAAUACAGUACCUGGUACGGAUGAAGAACGAGGAUUAAAAACGUGGAGACAAAACUUAAGUGAUAAAGGUGAAGCUAGCGACUUAGAGGAAAGAAAGGUGUACGACUUGCCAUUUAUUGGCAACCACAUACGGCGAGUGAACUGCUUAAAAUACUUGCCAAUAAGUCCGACAUUCGUUGUGAAUGAAACUGGUGUUACAAAUAAAGCGCUAGUUGGAAACACGAACCAAGCAUUUGACGGCAAAUAUGAUACCACUCAUUUAUGACACGUCAUCUUUGUACUGACGUGAAUCAACGCUUAGCUAGAACAAUAUGAAAGCAGAGCAGGAACAUAUUAAAUGAAAUGUUGUACAACAACUAAAUUUAAUAAGUAAGAUUUCACUGCCGUUUAUUUUCAGGAAUUGGUUCGUUCGUGUUGUCUUUUACAUUAGGCAACUGCAAAUAGACUAUAGUGGAAACUUAACAAUUAAACAUGUGUGUCGCCAUGUAGCUGUAAAACUCUCCAUGCGUCCAAACUGGAUUCUAAUUAAGGAUAACUUUGUGUACGUGUGCUUGUCUUCUUGGGUUCAGGUGCUUGAAUCAUUUGUACAAAAAGUAGCAAC
Mya arenaria is the source of this 3261-nucleotide messenger RNA. RefSeq names its product solute carrier family 23 member 1-like. The coding region runs from base 1 to 2925 and encodes 974 amino acids. Gene Ontology annotation, biological process: transmembrane transport. The record is from RefSeq and is a predicted model, not a curated record. The transcript is spliced from 6 exons. Gene Ontology annotation, molecular function: transmembrane transporter activity. Lineage: Eukaryota; Metazoa; Mollusca; Bivalvia; Myida; Myidae. Gene Ontology annotation, cellular component: membrane.